GAUGAAGCGGAUACACUGUGGCUGGAUUUGAGCAGCCUGGGAUGACUUUUAACACUAUGUGUAAGGACCGGUCACUUUAAAAUAUAGGUAGAGUGCUCUGGUUUUAUUUCUAUUUUUUUUUUUUCCAUAAACAAGGUACUUAUUUCCAGCUCUGCUAUGUAGCUAGCUAGGUGAGGUUGAGUUUUGAUAGUCACUGAUUAACCUUUCUGCCUCUCGGGGGCGGCGGCGGGGGGGGAAAGCAUCUGUAACGUUUAUUAACUUGUCGGAGAUAUUGGUGAUAAUAGUUAGCCGGAGUGUAAGAGCCAAGCUGGUGGUGGCAGCUCGCUCCGAACAUAAUCAGAGCACUUCAUUCAGAGGCGAGUUUCACCAUGACAGAGCGGACUCCUCUCCUCCACUACCGGCUCUCCACCAGCGUCAAUGAGUCCGAGCGGCGGGCACCGCCGGCCGGCCAGGCCCCGGAGCAGCACCCGGGCGGCCCCCGGCAGAAGUCGAGCCAGCAGCGGCAACCCAAGAAACUCUCCAUCUUCUUCGGUGUGGUGAUCCCGACCCUGCUGUCAAUGUUCAGCGUGGUAUUGUUUCUGAGAAUAGGAUUCGUAGUUGGCCAUGCUGGACUGUACCAAGGUAUAUUCAUGUUCCUGGUGGCCUACUUCAUCAUCUGUAUGACUGUGCUGUCAGUCUGCGCCAUCUCCACCAAUGGAGCCCUGGAUGCUGGGGGAGCCUACUACAUGAUCAGCCGGGCGUUGGGUCCAGAGUUCGGCGGCAGUAUUGGCAUCAUGUUCUUCCUGGCUAAUGUGUGCGGCAGCGCUCUCUACGUGCUGGGACUGGUUGAAGCCAUUGUGGCCACCUUCGGAGUGCCAGAAGACGGGACCCUGGCCACUUCUCCUUACCAAGUUCUGCCGUCAGGUUACUGGUGGUCUCUGCUCUACGGCACAGGCGUCGCCCUGCUCUGUCUGCUGGUGUGCAUGGUGGGAGCCCACAUCUAUGCCAAGGCCACUUUUCUCAUCUUUCUGGUGGUCAUGUUCGUCCUGGGCACCAUCUUCGUCAGCUUCUUUGCCGUCGGCCCUCGGACCAUCACCCUGCCCCGUUUUUCCUCAUCCACCCCUAUUACCAACACAACCAUGCCCACGUUUCCCACCACGGCAAACUUUACCGGCUUCAAGUUGGACACGUUGCUGGGGAACCUAUGGGCCGACUACACGAAGGAUUACACAACAGACACCAUGAUGACCUUCGCCACUGUUUUCGCUGUCAUGUUUAACGGCUGCACCGGCAUCAUGGCUGGUUCUAACAUGUCAGGCGACUUGAAGAAUCCCAGCUACUCCAUCCCCCGCGGUACCAUCACUGCCGUCAUCUUCACCUUCAUCAUCUACAACCUGCUCAGCGUGCUGGUGGCCUGCUCCUGUGACCGCGUGCUGCUUCAGAGGGAUUACAGCUUCCUCAGAGACAUCAACAUCUGGAGACCCUUCGUCACCAUCGGGGUUUAUUCCUCCACACUCUCCGCCGCCAUGAGCAACCUCAUCGGAGCCUCACGCAUCCUCUACGCCCUGGCCAGGGAUGACUUGUUUGGUAAGGCGUUGUCUAUUGCUAAGAAGACCUCCCAAGGUGGUAACCCCUGGGUCUCUGUGAUUAUCUCCUGGUUCCUGGUGCAGCUGGUGCUGUUUUCAGGGAAGCUCAACACCAUCGCCAGUAUUGUAACCAUUUUCUUCCUAUUGGUGUACGCGGCUGUGGACUUGGCGUGCCUUGCUUUGGAAUGGGCCUCUGCACCUAAUUUCAGGCCCACCUUUCGGUACUUCACCUGGCACACAUGUGUUUUGGGCAUCGUGGGCUGCGCUGUCAUGAUGUUCCUCAUCAACGCAAUCUACGCCUCAGCCAGCAUCGCCUUCAUGCUGCUGCUGCUUCUGCUGAUUCACUACCUCAGUCCCACCUCCAGCUGGGGCUACAUCAGCCAGGCUCUCAUUUUCCACCAGGUGCGUAAGUACUUGCUGAUGCUGGACGUGAGGAAGGACCACGUCAAGUUCUGGAGGCCUCAGGUCCUGCUGAUGGUUUCCAACCCUCGCAGCAGCGUGGGUCUCAUCACCUUCAUCAACGACAUCAAGAAGAGCGGCCUCUACGUGUUGGGACACGUCCAGCUGGGAGAUCUCAACACUUUACCAUCAGACCCUCUGCAAUCCCAGUACGACUCCUGGUUGUCUCUGGUGGACCAUCUGAACAUCAAAUCCUUUGUGAACCUGACCUUGGCUGAUUCUGUACGUCACGGUAUCCAGCAUCUCCUGUUCAUCUCCGGACUAGGUGGGAUGCGUCCCAACACCCUUGUCCUGGGUUUCUAUGACGACUGUCUUCCGAAGGACAAGCUGAUCGAUCCGUCGCUCUGUACCAGUCAGUCCACAGAUCCCUCGUGCCUCUCUCAGGAGGUUGAGCAACAAACCCCGCUCUUCCACUUUGCCUCCCUGCGGGGCUCCAGCGACAGAAAGGAUUAUGGGGAAUCUGGAGACGGGAAGUUUCUGGGUCCUCAGGAAUACGUAGCAAUCAUUGCGGACGCCAUGAAGAUGCUUAAAAAUGUGGUACUGGCCCGUUACUUCAACAACUUUGACCGAGCCCAGGUCCUUUCACCGCCCUCCUCCUCUCCGGGGAAGGGAGCUGUGUACGUUGACGUCUGGCCAGUCAACCUCCUGCGUCCAGACAGCUCUAGCUACGUCGAUACCUGCUCUCUGUUCCUGCUACAGCUGGCGUGUAUCCUCAACAUGGUCCGAGCGUGGCGCAAAGCUACUCUGCGUCUCUUCCUUUGCGUGGAGGAAGGACGUAGCGUGAGGGGCUCAGAGGAGAAGCUGGGGCAGCUGUUGAAAGAGUUGAGAAUCAAAGCUCAGGUCUACACUGUGCCGUGGGACCAGCAGGUGGCGCUACAUUGGCAGCGUCAAGGUGAGUGGAGCAAGAAACGGUCCUCACAGUCCCUCGAUACCGCCAGUGAAGAGAAGAAGCCGAGAACAGAGGAGGAGGACGAAGACGAUUAUGUCAAUAGCUUCCCAAGCAACACCACACGCCUGUCCGAUGACUACGUGUCAGCUGUCAAUAAGCUGAUCCUGGAGCAGGCCCGGCCACCCCCUGCUGUGCGUUUCUUAUACUUGCCCCGCCCCCCAGCUGACACCCAGCGCUACACCACCUACUUACACCAGCUGGAUCUGCUGACACAGGACCUGGGCCCCACGCUGCUCAUCCACGGUGUCACACCUGUCAUCACCACCGACCUUUGAACACUUUUAAUGAGGUGUGCCUUAUAUGCUGAGGGCUGGCGAGUUUUGCAGUCUCUCCACCAGCUGCUGAUGUUGUGUGGAGCACUUUAAAAGCAGCAUCACCGCAGACCUCAGCAGUUCUGAUCCGGUGCUUUACCCCCUUGUCACACCUGACUCGCAGAUCCCAUCUGCACUACCUUGCACAAUAUGGACCAAUGUAAAAACAACGUCCAACCAGAAACACAGCCUAUUUUAAGAAUAGUUCAAAUGAAGACCAAAUAUCAUACUGUAUAUUUUGGCUACUUAGAGAUAAAAAGAAAAUCCUAUUUCCAACGAGCACCUGAAGGCACCAUAAUGUAAUUUGUUCAGUCAACUUUAAGCAUGACGCAAUGAGACUGAUUGAAUGUACCAAAGUAAAGUUAGCAGGGGGGAAAAUCUCCACUCAUUUAAAUCACCAACCACCCCUGUCACUCCAUCAACUAGUUCUUCACCCUGACGGUACAGAGAGCAGUCUAAUUGUCCUCUGACUCUCCUUGUUCAUUCCCUCAAUGUUAUUUCAUUUUUUUCAGUGCGCCGCUGCUGCUGCCACUGCCCACACUCCCUAAAAUCACCAUUCCAUAUGCCUUCAGAUCAAAAAGUGCCUUACUAGUCUGGGAGCUUAAGUUUGGAAUCAGUCCACCGCAGACAGAAAGUUGGAAUGCAUUACACCUCCGAGCAGCAACUUUCAGGAAAUCUGCUUUUCCACUUUAGAGGUUAAAACAAAGAACACAAUUGAACAGAAAUAGCCACGGUGCUUCUAUAGAAGUCUUAAAGAUUCGUUCCAAAAAUCCUUGUAUGUUGCAUCUCAGGAAGACAUUCCUCUCCUUUUUUUUUCUUCCCAAAUGCACUUUUGUUCUUCCUCUGCCAAACUGCAUGUUGUGCAAUUCUCCAAAACGACCUUAAAAUGUUUACAGCACCAAUAACUACUGUGAUUAGCCACAAUAUUACAUUGAUUUAUUGUUUUAAUGUAUUUUAGGUACUUUCUAACUUUUAGGAUUGUUUUUACUCAUUAGUGACCGUGUUGCUUGACCAGCCUGGAUACUGACGUGCUUAAAUGAGUUUUAAUAUCUGCUACAGCUUUGACUUUUACCACAGAAUUUAUUGUAUUUAAGCAAUAUCAUCCCGAUGUUACCAACUGCAGUAUACUCUGACGUAGUAUUUCCAGUCCCUGACACAUUCAUAAUGUUAUCGGUACGUCAGUUACAGGCUUAUUUUAUUGUCUGAAGGCUUGGGAUCCUUGAAUUUUGAGUCUUUGAAGCCACUACAGAUAAAAUACGUAUUUAAUUUAGAUUAGAGAUUCAUUUUGACAAUCUUCCUCACAUUGAUUGACACAUCUGUAGAGUCCAAGGCUGGUUUAUUUUUGAAUUUAGACCAUCCUGGACAUCCUAGCGUUCUGAAAUUAGAUCUAUGUUUACUCGACUGCCAAUCGGAUCUGUCCUAUUUCCACGGGCGGGUCCUCGUUUGGACACUACACUCCUCAACACACUAUUGACACUACAUUUCUUCAAAUCUUUGUCCUGAGGAGUGCAAAAAAUUUCGCAGGACAUUCAUUUAUUGAAGAGAUGAAAUGUUCGGUGUUUGAAUUACUGUUGAAAUCUGAAAAUAUAUAUAUAAGAUAUAAGAUGUAAACUGAAGCAACAGAAAAAAAUAAAAGGUUUGUAUUAUG
Messenger RNA from Scomber scombrus (Atlantic mackerel), 4932 nucleotides. RefSeq lists its product as uncharacterized. Gene Ontology annotation, cellular component: membrane. NCBI's taxonomy places the organism in Eukaryota, Metazoa, Chordata, Actinopteri, Scombriformes, Scombridae. The transcript is spliced from 13 exons. Gene Ontology annotation, biological process: chloride ion homeostasis; potassium ion homeostasis; cell volume homeostasis. Gene Ontology annotation, molecular function: potassium:chloride symporter activity. The coding region runs from base 369 to 3248 and encodes 959 amino acids. The record is from RefSeq and is a predicted model, not a curated record.